AGCCAAGAACUAGGCUAUAUUGAUGCUCUGUGGACCGCGUCUGGAUGCUGCGAGAUCAAUACGGUAGCUACGAGAGUGUUUUCCCAGGCAUCGAGAGCUGAAGGCGGUAGGGGACAGACGUCGCGUUCAAGUGGUGUUAAAAACACAGAGCUUCGCCAGCUGUCGUACGUGGCCCGCCUUUACCUCAGAGUUCAGGUUGUUCUUUUAAAGAACCACGUCUCUACAGGUCACCGAAACUAAGAGAUUUUCGAUGCAUUCAAAACCACGUGUGAAGAAGCCGUUUACGGGAGUUGCAAAUGUUUCGAAUCUUGAAUAAUUCAUGUAUAAAAUAAUAAUUGAACGCAGACUUUAGAAUUAUUUUGUUUCGAUGUACACGGAGUCGAACGUAUCUUCGCUGAAUAUUGACAUUUUAAAUAUUUUUAUGCGUUGAGACUCGCGUAUAAUAUAAAUAUUUUACGGAAAUUAAAACGCCUUGUUUUCCAAUUCAUUUUGAAGUAAAAGAUAUUUAUCGCAGUUUACAAGAGUUUGUUGAGUUUUAAGAUUUCCCACUAUGGAUUACUUCCUAAUAAUGACUAAAGAAAUAAUUCAGGAACGUUUUUCUGUCAGUACUACCAAAAGAAGAAACAUUUAACUAAAGAUUAAGACCAUUUACAUUUGUCUAUUAUGUUUACAACCAGAUUUACGUAUAUGAUUGGCGGUGUUUAAAAGACGAUUAUACAACGUGAUCGUUUGACAACCACAGCUGCUUUCGAUUGUCGCUAUCAUGACAGUUCACCGGAAGUGUUAACAACGCUAUUUUUUACUGAUGGGUCGGAUGAGAUCUUUGCUGAGUGGCCUCGUAUACUGCAGUUUCUGGUACGGAAGCAUCUGCUCCGGUUUCCUGUUUCUUUAUUGCCCGUUGUUGCCACUCCUGUUCCUGCACCAGAAGCUCUUCAGACAACUCACAGAUCUCGUUUUUGCGGCGUGGGAAGUCUAUCCAGCAGCUCUACUGGAAUGUCUGAUUGGUACGCGAGUUGUAGUGACAGGUGAUGCAAUCCUUCCUCAUGAUCGAGCGCUGAUUGUCAUGAACCAUCGCACACGCCUCGACUGGAACUUCUUAUGGGCAGGCAUGUUCCACGCUUGCAAGCCACUUGCACAUCGGAUAAAGAUGGUGCUUAAGGCGUCUCUCAGGCAUAUUCCUGGAGCAGGUUGGGUCAUGCAGAUGAAUUGCUUUCUGUACAUACACCGACGUUGGGAACGAGACAAAGCUGUCCUGGAGAAGACUCUUGACUACUUCCGAGAUAUUGGUCAUUCCUGUCAGAUCCUACUCUUCCCAGAGGGCACGGAUCUGACCGCUGGGAGUCGACAGCGCAGCCACCAGUUUGCAUUUGCUCAUCAGCUGGAACGCUACUACCAGGUGCUACACCCAAAGACAACAGGAUUUGUAUUCCUGGUGCAGAGGAUGAGGCAAAAUGGCCAACUGGAUGCCAUAUAUGACAUCACAGUGGGGUAUCCUCGCACUCUGCCCCAGUCUGAGAUAGACAUUUUAAAAGGAAGUUUUCCAGAAGAAGUACACUUCACAAUAACUCGUUUUGCUGGUUCCAGCCUUCCAUCUGGUGAAGAAGAGCUGAAAGAGUGGCUUGCAUAUCGAUGGAAGGUAAAAGAACAGACUCUCACCAAAUUCUAUUCUUCUGGAUCAUUUGAAACUUCCGGUUUUUGCAAUAAAGAUUUAAAAUCUUCAGAAGUCUCUGCAAUAAACUUUCCAAAUGGUUCCUUAUUGGAUGAUAGCCAAGUAAUACGUCAGAAUUUGGUUACUUCCUUCCCUACUAUUGUUCAGAAUUCACCGCAUAAUUCCUGUCAUUCAUCUAACCAUCUAAAGGUAAGUUGUCGCUAUGAUGCAACUUUCAAUCAUCUUCCAAGCCAUGAGAAAUCCCGGAGCACUAUACUGUACCUCACACUCAUAUUCUGGACUAUGCUAUGUUUCAUUGCUUUGUACGGAAUUCUCACAUCAUUCAUCAUUCAGGUGUUUGCUGUUAUGAACAUUUCUAUGUUCUUGUUUUUGUCAUUUUUCACUCAAGGUUUCCAUCUUUUAGAAAUAUCUCUGUAUAGAUUCAAAACAAGGCCAUUGGCUGCCGGAAGCACGAUAAAAGGAAAGUAAGCUUUAUUUUAAUUACAUGUGGUUAAUAAAUAAUUCAGUGCUCUGAAUGGAACUAAUAAAUAUAAUAUUCCAUAGGUCAAGAUUUAAUGUUUACUUUUACCUUAUAUAUGUUUGUUGCUAGAAGUUAACUUUUGUUUUUGUAAACAUUGCAUUUUAUACAUGUAAGUACAGGGUACUGAGUCAAGGUUUAGCAAAAGUCCGCUAAAUGUGGAAUCAAUAAAACCGAAUGGAUAGACCAAGAAUAAUUUCUGUGGGGAAUUUUAUUGACAGUUAAAUGUAAAUAUUGACAAAAUUCACAUAAAUAUAUACUUUCGUAAAGUUAUGACUUUGUCCAUCUGAGCAACAAUUAAGGUAUGCAGAAUGUACUUUUAUGGGGUUCCAGUAGGUCUCAAAUCUCAAACCUGAGAUCUUUGGCAUGUGAGGCCAGUGCCUUGAUUACAGACCAGGAACUCUCCCGUCUUAAAUAUUGGAAACGUCUCUUCCUGGUAUGUUACCUAAACCUAUGGUAAGUGGUCAGAAAAGUCAAAUAUAAAUGUCUGGGAAGGGGUAACUUACAGAGGAAGAUUUACCAGUGUAACAGAAACCCAGAUUUAAUUUCUUGUGACGUGUGAUUCAGUUGGAUUUGCAUUUGUAAGUAGGUUUCAAAUAAUGUAACUUAAAUUGAAAAGCAUAUCUGUGAUCUGAACUACAUUCCAGUUCCACUCUCUAAGCAAACUGAGGUUCAUUUUGAUAACUGACAGCAUUGCAGUGCCAUUUUCUAUCUGAAAUAAUCCACCUAAAUAACCUGCUAGUCUGUUUUGUAGCUGAAAUGAGGCAAAACUUGGUUGAGACUGGCCAAUUUGUUUAGUACCCCAGAUCUGUAUAAUAACAGUAGUUGUUAGGGCCUGAUUUUAAAAUUACCUUCUUACAUGUAUAGUAGGUAAAUAAAUCAGCAAUAUAUUAAUAGGUACAUUGUAAAGUAAGAACAAAUACUUCAUGCAACACACAUGAAUGCAUAAGAUGCUCGAAUUCUGUAUUAUAAAAUGAGUCGUAAUAUCCCCUUCUUCGUUCUUAUGAUCACUGGACAGAGAAUUGAUGUGGGUCUGUGGUAAGUUAUAUCUCUCCCAGUCUAAUACCAGUAUGUGUUCCAUUUACACCUACAAAUUUAUCCAUUUAUUGCUGACUCACUCUCUUUCUAUGAAGACUGGUAUGAGCAGUGGAGUUUAAUGCAAGAAUGGAUAUAUAGAUCAUGUAUAGGUGCAUGUUCAUAUUUUUACUAAUGUAAUGCAUGACUGGAAUAGGAUACAUGCAUCCAAGUAGACAUACCAGUAAAAUUAAAAACAGAUACACAUUAAUUAUAAUGUUAAAAUAUGUUUAUUAUUUGAUGUAUUAUUCAGGCAGGGUAGAGUCCUUGGCUCGAACGUGAGCCAAAUUCUUUCUUUAUGCAAGUCAGACAUGUUGUCCACAUAGAGGCUUUCUUGUUGCUUGUCUUAAAAUAUUAAUAUUUGCUGUACACUGUAAAAAAGUCACUGUAUUUAAUAAAUAGAUAAUAAAAUAUGUAGUACAUAUUAUUCAAGUAAAGAGCCAACCAGCCAAAUUUAAAAUUUGUCCAUUUUAAGUGCUGAACUAAUCAUGGGAGUUCUCAAUUUCAAUCAGAAACACAGUUCAAUUCUUAAUUUGUAUAUUAAUUAGGAAAGUGUACAUUAGUUAGGAUAACUAUGCAUUGUUUUAAAUGUUGUUAAUGACAACUUUAUAAAAGUUGUACCAUGUGAAUUCAUUGUGCCAAAUGAAUAGAAAUACUUUCCCAGUCUAUAAUCGUGUAAAAAAAUGUAUACUGUGCAGUUUAGUGGAAUAUAAUGACUGUUAUUGUACAAUUAAACACAUAAGUAGUAUAUGAAAAUAUUAAGUGUUUGUAAGAUAUUCACUAUACGAGAAACAAGGACUGCUGACAGAAAGUAUCAUGGACUUCGAUCUCAGUAGUUAUAGUUGGAAUUAGGUAAUGACUUUCAGAAAUGUUUACAUACGUAUUAUUUAUCAUAAAGUUGUCAAAUAUAAUCAAAUAAUUAAGCAUUUCAGACCUUACUAGGCAAUAUUGAGUUUUAGUUCUCAUAUAAGAUGGAUAACACUUAGAAACAUAGUUCUAGUCUUUUCUGUGACAGUGAAAUAUUUUCAGUAACAUAAAGUUAUUGGAUGACACUGCAUUAUAGUGAAGGUGUGUAACAAUCUUCUUUUCAACACUGUACAGCAAUCGUCGUCAUGAAUAUAAAUAAUCUACUAUUGGUCUCUUGUGAAAAAAAUAUAUGCAAGUUUACUGAAAUGCAUUAACCUUUAUUGCAUGGGAAUAGGGGAUUUAAACCCCUGUACUAAGGGGCUGCUGGCUGGACUUAACUCCAGGUUUAAGACUUUAGAAUUUUGGUAGUGGAAUACACGGCCAACUUGACUGAACUAAGACAAUGCAUGGUCAAUAAAGGUUAAAGAGCAGUAGUAUCUAAAGAUAUAUCACAGACCAAGAAAUUGAAAUUUUAAGUUCUAUUUGCAAGUGAUUAUUUAUUUUCUACAGUUUUUAGGUUUAGCAUAUAUUACAAAUAAAAGAAGAAGCUUACAAUGACAAGUUCAUAUUCUAUUUAUCUUGUGUUAAUACAAUGUAUUACUGUUACAGUGAUGACUCAUGUGGGACCAGAUUUCUGAAUGAAUAAAUAUAGUGAAACAAUUGUUAUACA
Messenger RNA from Zootermopsis nevadensis, 4836 nucleotides. Its product is annotated as lysocardiolipin acyltransferase 1. The record is from RefSeq and is a predicted model, not a curated record. Gene Ontology annotation, cellular component: endoplasmic reticulum; endomembrane system. Gene Ontology annotation, molecular function: acyltransferase activity. Gene Ontology annotation, biological process: phosphatidylinositol acyl-chain remodeling. Lineage: Eukaryota; Metazoa; Arthropoda; Insecta; Blattodea; Termopsidae.